Messenger RNA from Knipowitschia caucasica, 816 nucleotides. The record is from the annotation of a GenBank genome assembly. NCBI's taxonomy places the organism in Eukaryota, Metazoa, Chordata, Actinopteri, Gobiiformes, Gobiidae.
AUGGAGUCCAGCAGCGGCGCCGAGACUAAAGAGGCUGCCUGUGGCGUCACAGAGGAGACUAAACAGGACACUGCAGCAGCAGCUCGGACUGCGCCCGUCCUGGAUGAGAUCCGCCUGGUGGUGCUGGGCUGGAGGUGGCCUGGGAAGAGCCUCACGGGGAACACGAUCCUGGGCAGAGAGGACUUCAGACUGGAGCGGGCUGCAGAGUUCUGUGUGACCAGACAGACGGAGGUGAAGGGGAGGCAGGUCACUGUCGUGGACACUCCGGGCUGGUUCUCUGCUCAGGACACUCCUCCCUCCUACAAACAGGAGUUAGUUAAAGGGGCCACCCUCUGCCCCCCUGGGCCACAUGCCUUCCUCCUGGUCAUCCCAGUGGGAAUGUUCACAGACAUAGACCGGGCCCGCAUUGAGGAACACGUGAGUCUUUUUGGUGAAAAUGUCUGGAGACAUACUAUUGUGGUGUUCCCCUGGGUGGAAGCCCUCAGGAAAAUCACUAUCGAGCGCUACAUUCGGAGAGAGGGCCAGAACCUUCAGUGGGUGGUGGACAAGUGCAAGAAGAGAUACUUCAUCAUUAAUAACUGUGUAUUUGGAGAGCAUCCUCAGGUGGGCCGCCUGAUGGAGGGGGUGGAGCGGCUGGUGGCUGAAGAAGGUGGCCACUUUGUCCCACAAGAAAUAGUCGAGGAAAAGAAAGUAAAGGAUGACAAUAAAAACCCAGAGAGAGACGUUCGGGAGCUCGGGGCGCGGCCCAAACAGAACUCUGGGUUGUCUCUGUCGAAAGCAGUGGAAGUGGAACCUGUUUCCAGUGAGUACGUGUAA